Pseudoliparis swirei is the source of this 8302-nucleotide messenger RNA. RefSeq names its product meiosis regulator and mRNA stability factor 1. Gene Ontology annotation, molecular function: mRNA base-pairing post-transcriptional repressor activity; RNA nuclease activity; CCR4-NOT complex binding. The record is from RefSeq and is a predicted model, not a curated record. Bases 319 to 5751 code for a protein of 1810 amino acids. Gene Ontology annotation, cellular component: cytoplasm; peroxisome. The transcript has 26 exons. Gene Ontology annotation, biological process: post-transcriptional gene silencing. NCBI's taxonomy places the organism in Eukaryota, Metazoa, Chordata, Actinopteri, Perciformes, Liparidae.
GUUGCGUUAAUUGCCUCCAUUAAAGUUAAAUGCUCUAAUCUCAGCAAGUGUUCGUUUCUCAUAGAUAACGACGAGUCCGCUUAGCUUCGUUACGAAGUUGCGUUGAGUCAAACUUAGCGUCAUGACCUUUGGACCAGACCUGUGCUUUCUGGAUGUUUCGUUUUUUAGUGUCUCACUUGACCGACAAAAAAAAAAAAGUGACGUAACUAAGCUAACUAGUCUGUCGGUUACUUGUUGAACUUUCUUGUUUCGCUUCACAGGAAAGCAUGAGAGAGACGAGGAGCGACAGCAUGGUGAAAGUCCUCUCUGGGUUGUAUAAUGGAAGGACUGGGAAAGGAAAGAUCCAUAUGCAGCUCGAGACACUUCCCGUGGCUCAGUCACCCCAAAACGGAGGCCUCAACCCUGCUAUGGAAACUCAAAGACUGCUUCCCCACCAAUGAGACCACCACCGCUCAUCACGCAGACAAAGAAAACACUUGCAUGGAUAGCAGAAGGGCUGUGCUGGAACUGAAAGAUGUACCUCCUCCUCCACCCCAUACAUCCUCUUCCCAAUCAUCCCAGCCCUUCCCUAUGCCUCCUCUCCCUAUGCCUCCUCUCCCUAUGCCUCCUCCCUGCUUGCCUCCUUCGCUUACACAAGACUCCCUCCAGCAGCCACCGCAAUCACAGCUGCAACAAGAGGGGGCUAGCCCUCAAGUAAGCAUUUACUCUCACUGUGACUAUUGCAGCACAGACGGCUCUGGGUUAUCAGGUGGUGGAAGUGUUGACACCAGCAGCAGCAGCAUUGCUGGCGUCGUCUCGCUCUAUAUGGCCCCAGGCUCUCUGGGAGCACCCAUCAGAACCAGCAGUAUUAGCAGUUCGGGCAUUUGCUCUGUAGCUUCAUCUGUUCAUCAGUACGAGCACAUUAGCUGCAGAAGCGGAGGUGAAGUUCUUGAUUCUUUUCCCAGUCUGGGUUAUCAACCUCCGCUGUCCUCCUCUGUCGCUACCUCUCAGCCCAUUUCGUCACAACCCUACCUCUCCUGCUGCUCGGGGCUUCUCCACACAUAUCCAGCUGUACCUCUUCCAUGCAGUCAGCCCGGCCCGUUUCCCUCCUCCGCGCUCCUGGCUUCCCCUCUCCCCUGUGGUUCCUCUCUACCCGCUCCCUUGCAUGGCGCUUGCCUGUCCUCUUCCGGCUACUACACUUGUGGUGUGAACUGCUGCCCGUCAGCCAGAAGAUCCCAGAGAACCACGUUCGGUGAUCGCACGACCGUCACCACCACAACCACCUCGACACACUUCUGCUCUAAUCCCAUGCACCUAAAUGUAGAACGCACGGUUUGUGUGAAGGGGGCGCACUACUGCCAGGAGUGCCUGUUGAAGCCCAUAAAUGGUUUGGCAUCAGACUUUGAAAAGGCAUGGCCCAAUGCUCCUAUUCCCCAGACUGCUCCAAUCCCCAUUCCCAUUUGUAAUGGCUGUGGCACCUCCUCUGAAAGCAUGAUGCUCAUGCCGUCAGCCAGCCUUGGCAAGACUGGCCAGAAGUAUGGUUCGCCAGAGAAUGGCGGUCCCGAGAACAUCCCUCCGGUGGGCGUCUUCUGGGACAUCGAGAACUGCAGCGUGCCGAGCGGACGCUCUGCUGGUGCUGUGGUCGAGCGUAUUCGCAGCCAUUUCUUCCAGGGCCACCGUGAGGCUGAAUUCAUUUGUGUCUGUGAUAUCAGCAAGGAGAGUAAAGCCGUCAUCCAAGAGCUCAACAACUGCCAGGUUACUGUUGCACAUAUCAACGCCACGGCCAAGAAUGCUGCCGAUGACAAGCUUCGCCAGAGCCUGAGACGCUUCGCUGAGACUCACACGGCGCCUGCGACGGUUGUCCUCGUAUCCUCGGAUGUGAACUUUGCAAGUGAGCUGAGUGACUUGCGUCAUCGCCAUGGUUUCCAGGUAAUCCUGGUCCACGGCAGCCGUACGUCGUUGGCCCUGCUGCAGCACGCCCACCGCCAAGUGGCCUUCCAGGAGAUCACAGCUGAUCUGCCGCCACGUAUGCUUGUCAAAGCACAGCCCAGUUUCAACCUCCUCUAUGUUCACAACCUCCCUGUCAUCUGUGACAAGAGCCUACGGAACGCCGUGAAGCUCAGGCUGCGCCGCCUAUCAGACAACUGUGGUGGCAAGGUGCUGGGCAUGGCCCAGGGCACAGCGGUCCUCCGUUUUGGCAGCACUGAGGCGGCCGCGCGCGCCCGCAAGCGAAUGGAAAACGAGGAUGUGUUUGGCCGCCGAAUCAGCGUCUCCUUCUCCCCGCGGCCCCGAGGCGACGCGAGUCCCGAGCCUGAGCUGCAGUCUCAGCCCCAGAACUAUCACAGCCAGGAUGUAAUGUUUGACCCGCCCCCAUCCCCAUCCUCCUAUUCCUUUCUGCCCCUGGGGAUGCCAAAGUCACCCAGGAGGCCGCGGCGAGCGACCCGCUUGUGCCAUGCCCCUGGCACGGUGCCUGAAAGGCCCUACAGCCCCAGGAGGGGGUGCAGUGGGCCUCCCGGUGGUGCUCCAGCCAAGCCCCGUCAGGAGCCGGGUAGCUUGGAGGGCAAGUCCAGAAUGAGCUUCCACCACCCGGAGAAAGGACGCGCCGCUUCCUCCUCCCCCCUCAGGAAUGGGGAGACGGGAGCCGUGGAACAGCUGCCCCGGCCUGGCCUCACUGGCGAGUCCAUGUACAGGAGGAGAAGAGACGGCUCCUUCCCUCGCAGCGUCACAGAAUCUCCUGCAGAACAAGCGGACAGGAGCUCAGAGGACUUCCAGAUCAGCACACCCUCAGCCUUCAGCAAGUUGAACCUGCACAGGAGCUUCAGCCCCCUCGUCCCGUCACAGGGCUCCUGGUCAUCCAGGAGUGCGUCGCCCUGCUUGUCCAGCCGGUCCUCACCCCUCCUGGCUACCACUCGUAAUCCGUGUCCAGAAGGUCCACCUGAACCCUUCUCAGAUGGGGCGGAGCUCCAGGUGGCCAACCUGGACUACAGAAUGUCCCGCAAGGAUCUGCAGCAGAUGCUGCACGACACCUUCUCCCGUUAUGGACGGGUGAAAGCUGUGGAGCUUAGCCCCCACACUGACUAUCAGCUGAAGGCCACAAUCCAGAUGUUGUCCUUGCAGCAGGCCAUCGGUGCAGUCAGCGGCCUGCACCGCUAUAAGAUCGGAGGCAAGCGCAUUCAGGUGUCUCUGAUCACUGGUGGCGGCAACAAAUCCCUUUCCAUGCUCAGCACAGAGAUCAUCAGCAUUCUUCAAGACGCACCAGCCAAUUGCCUUCCGCUCUUCAAGUUUACAGAGAUCUAUGAGAAGAAAUAUUCCCGGAAGCUGGUGGUUGGGGAUCUGUACCGACUGCCGGAGGUGGUGGCACUGCGGGAGCAAGGGGGCUCGAGGCUGGUGUGCCUACUGGCCAGCAGCCAGAUCCGUCAGAGUCCACUGGGAUCGGCCCACUCCCAGGAGGGCUCCUCCUCUACCAGCGGCAGCCCCGUGGUGUUCGAGGAGCUGGAGUACCAUGAACCCGUCUGCAGAGAACACUUCACGCAGCGGGACUUCAGUGAGGCUGACUUUGACCCCGACUCUUAUAAAAUACCUUUUGUUGUGAUGUCCCUGAGCACCAUAGCAUCUGAGGUCCACGGUCUAUUGCAGUCGCAUGAGGGAACUCUUCCAUUACUCAGUUUUCCAGACUGCUAUGCAGACAAAUUCAGCCCUCUCCAGCUGGGUAAUGAGACGCUGGAGGGCGGUGUUCCUCUGGAGCACCUCAUUACCUGUGUUCCCAGUAUCACCAUUGUCACGGCUCAGAAUGGCUUCAAAGUCAUCAAGUGGAUCCACAACAAACCACCAGCACCAAACUCCGAGCCAUGGAUUCAGCGCUGCAAGAGUCCGGUUGGCAAUCCACAGCUCAUCCAAUUCAGCCGUGAGAUUAUUGACUUGUUAAAGAGUCAGCCUUCUUGCCUCAUGCCCAUGAGCAAGUUCAUCCCCUCGUACCACCAUCACUUUGCCAAGCAGUGCCGCGUCUCCGACUACGGCUACUCCAAGCUGCUGGAGCUGCUGGAGGCUGUUCCACAUGUCCUGCAGAUAUUGGGCAUGGGUACCAAGCGUUUACUGACUCUGACUCAUCGGGCUCAAGUGAAGCGCUUCACCCAAGACCUUCUCAAACUACUCAAGUUUCAAGUCAGCAAACAAGUCUCGAUCAAGGACUUCAUGCAGGCAUACCAUUGGUGCUUCUCCAGAGACUGGAGGAUAAUCGACUAUGGCACAUGUGACCUGAUGGACCUGCUGACUGAGAUCCCAGACACCACCAUCACAAUCACACAUCAGGACAUGGACACGGUGAUCUCUGUUCCCAGGAGAGAGCGCACAGUGGAGGAAAUAGAGCGCACGAAACAGUUUGGGAAGGAGGUGGUGGACCUUCUUCGCCACCAGCCUCACUGCCGAAUGGCGUUCAGCAAGUUCAUCCCGACGUACCACCAUCACUUCGGUCGCCAGUGCAAGCUCAGCUACUACGGCUUCACCAAGCUCCUGGAGCUCUUCGAGGCAAUCCCAAACAUAGUGGUGGUGUUGGAGUGCGGCGAAGAGAAAGUGCUGACUCUGACCGAAGUGGAGCGCAUCAAGGCUCUGGCCGCUCAGCUGGUCAAGCUGCUUCGGGCUCAGAAGAACUCCAGCCUUCCCGUCAGCCAGCUGCUCACGGAGUACAGCAAGACCUUCGGCUACGGCCUCCGCCUGCAGGACUACGACGCCAGCUCCCUGCCGGCGCUGCUCGCCAAACUCUGCCAUGUUGUCAAGGUGGCGGAUGGCUCGGGGAGUCGGGAGGUGCAGCUGAUCAACAGGAAGUCGUUGCGCUCGCUGACCUCCCAGCUGCUGGCUCUGCUCAUGUCCCAAGAGGACGAGCAGGUCCCCAGGGGCCUCAACGUGGAGGAGCUGAGCCAGCGUUACCUGGCUGUGCACGGGGCCCCGCUCAACCCAUGUGAAUAUGGGUUCCUCUCUCUCAGCGAGUUGCUCAAGAGCCUGCCCUACCUUGUGGAGUUGUACCAUGAAGAGCAAGAUGACGACGACACAGCUGGCAACGCUGCCAGUGGUUCUGGUGACGAGUGGGUGAGGCUAACCCGACUCUACCAGUUUGCCCGUAGCGUGCGCGGCCUGCUCCACACCUACCACUACGCCCAGAUCUUCCUGACCGAGUUCCAAGGGUCGUAUAACAAAUUUACCGGCUGCGGCCUUGAACCACGUUCCUACGGAUACACCUCCACCGACGAGCUGCUCGGCGCCAUUCCACAGGUGGUCUGGAUCAAAGGGCAUGGUCACAAGAGGAUUAUCGUUUUGAAGAACGAUAUGAAAGCAAGGGCAAGCCCUUCAGUUCCCUGCAGCCCCCAGCCGGGAGAGAACACGGAGAGCCCGGCUAGCAGCGCAACUUCUGGAACCCAGAGUCCAGGUGGCGAUGUUGUCGCCGUCGAGUCGGAGCUGCUCUGCCUGACGUCCGCAGUAGAUCUACUGUGUGGCCCCGUGCUGUCCUACCUCCCGUCUCCUCCGCUGCUCCCAGACCCCGUCCUCCUCCAGGAGGAGGACCUGAUUCACUUUGAGGAAAAGAUUCCACCAUCAGUGCGUGGUGAACCCGGAGCGGCGGCUGCCGCCGACGCAUCCGAUCGGCCCGGCGUCACGGGCGACCCUGCGGUCGCCGGGCGUCCUUCCUCGCCGCCCCGCGCGGCCAUGGACAGUCCCAGCAGAAGAGCGACACGCAGCCGAAUUAAGCUGGCGGCCAACUUCUCCUUCACGGCAGGCCUCUGAUCCCCUACACACACACACACACACACACACACACACACACACACACACGCGCGCAUACUGUAACUCUAAAUACAAGAGUUGACCAGCUACAGGGAACAGAAGCGACCGCCGAGAAGCUUUUGGCGUCGCCCCCUCUCCAUCCUCUUCGACGGGCCGUUGCUUUUCUUCUCGAUUCCCUCAUCGGCCGUCUUCGUUCUUCGUCCGCUCCGUUCACGAUCGCCGAGAUCUUUCCGAUGUUCACCGAGCUGUGAUUUUCUCCUUGCAGAUUUUCUGCAAUUAUUUAGUUCGCCAAAUCCAUCUUACCGUCGCCCGUGUUUGCCUUCGCCUCCAAAGUUAAAAUGAUAUUUCCGUUGUCAAAAAAAAUUUAUUUGCUCGCCGGCUAACGGUGAAUGGAGAGUCUAAAGGUGAGUUGGUUGCCACUGUAAACAAAGCAAUGGGAGAAAAGCUCGGGAUGACCAAGUGUUCCACGUUAAAUCCAAGAAAUGUGCUUGCCCAAAUUCUCCGAUCAUACACGUUGACAAAUAACAGGUUUAUAAAGAUAUUUAGCUCCCGCGCCAUAUUGAGGAGCCUCUGCGUACUGCCUGGAGAUGGAGCAUUUCAUUUAUGCCCGUCAUUUUUAAAUUCCUGUGAACUUUUGGGGGUGAUUUUUGCUUUUGUCGUGACCUUUAGACAAACCCUUUCAGUCUUCUAUGGGGGAAAAGCACCGAGGAACUCUAUUCUCUCCUUUUGUCCGUGAAGUAGCCCGACGAUCGUAUUUUCUGUUCCUUUCUAUAUUGCGCAGAGUAUUUAGUCGUCUGUGGAAGAGUUGACCAAAGUGUGUGUGUGCGGUGUGUAUCUACAGUGUGUGUGUAACGGGUCGAUGCAUCCACGGCACGGUUUUCUGAUUAUCGAGACGAGCGCUGCUCUCAGGAAUUUUUUAUUCUUGUUGUACUUUUGACUUAAUUUAUUGCAGAGCUCUUUGCCGCGUCUCUCCGGGGCCACGAAAGAAGGCCUCAGGAAGGGGAAACGGCCGACUCUUUAAAACCCCGGCGGCGAGAACCGAGACGCUCGUUCGGCUUCGGCCAGCGGCCGCCGUGCGUUUGUUCUUUUUAGCCGCGUUUAGUGUGUGUGUGUGUGUGUUUUACACUGGACUAGGUGGUGUGAAUUAUGCACGGUGUGCAUAAAUGAGUUAAUGCUGGUGCCCAGGAGGAGCAGACAGGAACAGAAAGACGGUAAGACAUUCUUUAAGAUCACGUCUUUUAUUUCCACCACAUUUUUAGGGAUUUUCUGGAGUUGGCUUGACCCAUAUAUAUAUAUACAGAAAUAAAUAAACGCUCAAGGUUUUUAAGAGUUAACCUUGUUGCUGGUCGGCGCCGUCUGUGGCGCCGUCGUCGCCCGAGUUGAAGAAUUCAAGGGGAGCAGUUGAGUUUUUGACUAUCAUUUCUUUUUUUAAUGACGAGGUGGCCGGUCGUGAUCGUUUCCGGGGGAAAGAGAGAUGGGUCGAGCGGCGGUGGGCCGUUGGCGGAGCGGCUCCGGGCGACCGCCGCGCACCAAGAGGACCCUCUGCCGGGCUUUUACAAUGGCUUGUAUUUGCCGCGGCGCCGAAGGAAUCGCCAUCGUAUCUCCCCGUCGCCGACAUCUAGCAGAGGAGUUUUUACUUACUGAUGUGUGUUUCUUUUCAAGUGUUUACUAGAUUGCUGGCUGCUAAAUUGCCACCCGAUCAUGUCCGCUGCCGGGACGUUGGCACGACCGCGGCGCCGCCGAAGUCUUUGAGGGUCGUUUGUGUUCAGAGAAAGGGGCCAAAGAAUGGGGAAGAGCCCAUUCCAGUCCGGUCCAGUUCCAGUGUUUACCUCCUUUAGCCAGCGGGAGCAGUGUUAAUACUUUCCUUUCUUCAAACUUGAAUUUAGACUGGUAUGAAAAGGCCUUUUUAAAGCCGAGAGAUUCCACCUGCCAACGUGCCAAAAAGAAUAACCGGAAUACCAAUCGAGAUGUUUUUAAUAACGGCCGCUUAGGGUUCAGGUCUCUCCUGCGAUGUUUUACUGUCCUUUGAUGAAGGGAUGACGAGUUGAUGAUGGAAAGGGGCUGAAAAUAAUUUACUGUAUUCCUUUUUGUGACUGGGCGAACCCCGGCUCCUCCCCCAGAGCACCGCGGUGGCAACCGACUCGCGAACACGCGCGGCGUCUCCGCUCAGCUCGACGCGAUCGGCGAGAAGCCGUCGCGCCUGUCAAAAUAUGCACUUUUGCAUAGUUUUGGUUCAUGAAAUACAAAAUGUGAAGUUGUGGUCGUGGGGCCCGGUGAGGGGCCGAGACGUGUUCCCGUGUCUUUACCUCCGAGUCGGAUUCUGCUUCAACCGGUUUUCACGUUUCACAACAAGAAAAUGUUUAUUCAGCGGUGUCCUUUAAAACUGCCUUUUGAUUAUUCUUUAUUGCCUCACUGUUGUGUCCUCGACAUCCCCCCCCCCACCCAUCAUGUCACAGCUUUACUGCCUCGCCACACUAAGUCACUGUGACUGUAACGUUGAAGGGACCAAAAAAAAGAAAAGAUUUCUGUUAAUAAAUUUCACAAGCAUCAA